GCAAGAGAAGGGAAUUAAGGAGUCUGUUUGAGCCAUCAGGAGUCGAAAGACACGCCUCGUUGGCCAGGAGGGUUUGGAGCAGUUGGACCAGGCGCAUCAGCAGGAGAGGGGAGUGUACCAACAGGACUCUUAGUGACGCUGCCUCCUGAUCCCUCACAGUCUCUUGCACCACACUCCACUCUGAGGUCACCUGUUCCCACAGCAAGCAAGCAAGCAAGCAAGCAAGCAGCACCGCCACAGCUGAUUCAGGUGUGCGUUGCAUCCCAUUGCAAGAGGGGGAAGAGAACGAGAAGAGACGCAUUUUUGCCGAAACCUCAGGACGUGUAGGAUUUUAGCCGGGGAAGCUUGCAGCCAUGGGAGCCGGUGGAAGUGCCGAGGACAAGAAGUCCAAAGAGCUUGAGAAGCAGCUGGCCGAGGAAGCAGACAAGGAGUCCAAGACAGUCAAGCUGCUGCUGCUGGGUGCUGGUGAGUCUGGGAAGAGUACCAUUGUCAAGCAGAUGAAAAUUCUUCAUCAAGGUGGUUAUACGAAAGAAGAGCAAAUGGAGUUCAGGGCCGUCAUCUACGGUAACAUCCUGCAGUCCGCCCUGGCCAUCAUCAGAGGCAUGGAGAUGCUCACCAUCAACUUUGGCUCCUCAGCUGCACAGGAAGAUGGCCAGAAACUCCAGAACCUGUCUGACUCCACCGAGGAGGGCACCAUGCCUCCUGAGUUGUCGGACGUCAUCAAGAGACUCUGGGCGGAUUCCGGCGUGCAGGCUGCCUUCGAGAGAGCCGCUGAGUUCCAGCUGAACGACUCUGCAGGAUAUUACCUGGCAGAUCUGGACCGAAUUGCUUCACCAGACUACCUCCCCAACGAGCAGGACGUGCUGCGUUCUCGAGUCAAGACCACUGGUAUCAUCGAGGAAAACUUUAACUGCAAAGAGCUGUGCUUCAGGAUGUUCGAUGUGGGUGGCCAGAGGUCAGAGAGGAAGAAGUGGAUCCAUUGUUUCGAGGGUGUAACUUGCAUCAUCUUCUGCGGAGCCCUCAGCGCCUACGACAUGGUGCUCGUGGAGGAUGACGAAGUGAACCGCAUGCACGAAUCCCUCCAUCUAUUCAACAGCAUCUGCAACCACAGAUUCUUUGCCACCACCUCCAUUGUGCUUUUCCUCAACAAGAAAGAUCUUUUCGAGGAGAAGAUCAAGAAGGUCCAUCUCAGCAUCUGCUUCCCUGACUAUGAUGGCCCCAAUACAUUCGAUGACGCCGCCAAUUACAUCAAGCAGCAGUUCCAGGACCUGAACAUGAAGAAGGGAGUCAAGGAGAUCUACGCCCACUUGACCUGUGCCACCGACACAAAGAACGUGGAAAUCGUGUUCAACGCUGUGACAGACAUUAUCAUCAAAGAAAACCUUAAGGACUGUGGUCUGUUCUAAGCAGUUCGUCGACAGGAGAGAAAAAAAGGGUAAGCCGAGUUGACACAGCAUUCUGUAGCGAUUGCUGGUGAGCUGAAGCUGAACCCGCAUUCUGUAACACUAUCCAACGCUAUGGCAACUGUAGUUAUGGUUCCAUUCUCUAAUGACUAGCAAAGUAAUGGAGACCAGCUUUGACCAAGCUCAGGGAAACAGACCACUGGAAAUCUAAUUUAGAACAGAGAGGUCACACUCUGCUCCCCCAUCCCACCAAGAAGCAUCAUCGUGUCAUACAGUCUUGUCAUCGGU
Messenger RNA from Engraulis encrasicolus (European anchovy), 1691 nucleotides. RefSeq names its product guanine nucleotide binding protein (G protein), alpha transducing activity polypeptide 2 (gene gnat2). Gene Ontology annotation, molecular function: GTPase activity; G-protein beta/gamma-subunit complex binding; GTP binding. The record is from RefSeq and is a predicted model, not a curated record. Gene Ontology annotation, cellular component: heterotrimeric G-protein complex; photoreceptor outer segment; photoreceptor inner segment. The transcript has 8 exons. Gene Ontology annotation, biological process: adenylate cyclase-modulating G protein-coupled receptor signaling pathway; detection of chemical stimulus involved in sensory perception of bitter taste. NCBI's taxonomy places the organism in Eukaryota, Metazoa, Chordata, Actinopteri, Clupeiformes, Engraulidae. Bases 354 to 1406 code for a protein of 350 amino acids.